UUGCUAUAACAACGAUGUUACAAACACCCUGCAGCAAACGAAACUUCAUGUUCACAAAGUAAACAUUAUUUUGUGCAUUAUUCAUUUAUUUCAAAAAACUAGAAGUAAUGAAAUUAAAAAUUGCACUGGCUAAAAGCCCGUCGCAUUCGGCCGCUGUGACUUGCGUCGGCUGGAGCAGCACGGAGGAGGUCUACUCCAUAGGCGACGACAACCAACUGCUUUCAUGGUCGGUGUCCAACAAUCAGUCGAAGAAAGUGGCCCAGCUGGGCAAGGACCUGUUCGCCAUCGACAUGCAGUUCCUGCCCAGGACCAGCGGCACCUUGAGCAAGCACGGAGAUUUGAUACUGGUAACCUCAGCCGAUGGGAAAUUCCACAUAAUGAACCGCUCGGGCAGAAUCGAGCGCAGCGUGGAGGCCCAUAAAGGGGCGAUCUUAGUGGGGCAAUGGGGCAACGACGGGGCAGGGCUGCUGACUGCAGGAGAAGACGGCUGCAUCAAGAUCUGGUCUCGGAGCGGAAUGUUACGAUCUAUUGUCGUCUCCAGCGAUAAUUCAGUUUACGGGGCCUCUUGGGCCCCCGACAGUCAAAGCAUCGCGUACACUCAGGGCAAAUUCAUCGUGAUAAAACAGCUAGCACCGAACACUAAACCUUUACGGUGGAAAGCUCAUGAAGAAUUAGUGCUGUGUUUAGCAUGGAGUCCGGCUUCGGAACUUAUAGUUUCCGGGGGCGAGGACUGCCAAUACAAAGUCUGGGAUGGACAAGGACGGCAGUUGUUCUACAGCGGCCCGCACGACAAUCACAUUACCUCGAUUGCUUGGGCCCCAAAUGGGGAUCUUUUCGCAGUCGGGUCCUAUAAUACGGUCCGGCUGUGCGACUACUCCGGGUGGUCAAGAUCUCUCGAAAAACCAACCACGGGCUGCGUUUACAAAAUGGCAUGGUCUGGAGAUGGUACUCAACUAGCGGGUGCUUGUGCUAAUGGUCACGUCUUCUUCGCACACAUAGUGGAAAGACACGUUCAUUACAAAAAUUUCACUGCUUCAGUAACCGAACGUAAAGUCGUGACGGUUAGAAAUGUUGUGGACGAUACUUUCGAACAACUCGAAUUACCAGAAAGAGUAAUACAAUUGGCUCUAAAAUACACGCAUUUGGUUGCAACAACGCCCACACAAUGUUACAUUUAUAGCACCAAUAACUGGAAUACACCAGCAAUUUUUGACUUGAAGGACGGUUCUGUAAUUUUAUUACUACUAGCCGAAAAACACAUGUUACUGGUUGAAAAAAACACCAUCGGCAUCUACAAUUAUCAAGGGAGACUUAUUGCUUCGCCCAGAUGGCCCAACAUGAGAUUAGACUCUUUAAGAGCUACUCAUAUUAGCUUAUCGUCCGAUACUUUAGUCGUACGAGACUCUAUAGACCAUAAAAUCGUGCAUGUAAUUGACUUAAGCAGUGUGAGAAGUACCACAGAAUCCACUUCAACGGUUCAACACUUUCUGCCCAUUUUACAAGUCGCUCUUGACCAGUGGGGACCACCAAGUGCCCGAAUGUUAGCACUGGUGAACAAAACUAAAGACCUAUACGUCGUUGCACCAAGAAGUAAUAAUAAAAUAUUCCAUAAACUAGGUAGGAAAACAGAGUCGUUUCAGUGGAAUUCAGAAGCAAACAUCAUUGCAACGAUUCAAGAUGCACAGUUGGUUGUUUGGUAUUGUCCGACUGCUGCUUUUAAUUCAACUCUUCUGAAAUUAUGUUCAAUGCAAUACGGCGCUCCAGAGCUGGGACGUAAUCCGAGAAUAAGUGAUUUCGUGGGGAAUUCGGUGUCAAUUCGGAGAGCUGAUGGUUCUUUAAUCAACGUCCCGAUUUCUCCAUUCCCUUCAAUACUUCAUAGAUGUAUUCAAGACAACAAAUGGAGCGACGCUUUAAAUCUAUGUAGAUCAACAAACGACGAGACUUUGUGGGCAUGUCUUGCAGUUUUGACGACUCAGUCCAGUGCCGAUGUUAUCGACAUAGCGGAGGAAGCUUUCGCCAAUAUUAAUCAUUUUGAUAAAGUGUUUUACAUCCAAUAUGCAAAGAGUUUGACGAACAAAAUUCAACAAAAAGCCGCAAUUGCCCUCCUUGGUGGGGCGCAGCAAGAAGCUGAGGCAAUUCUUUUGCACAAUGGGAUGGUGUUUCAAGCCAUUUACAGCAACAUUCAAAUGCACAACUGGAGGCGGGCUCUGGAUUUGGCAAUUAAACACAAAACGCAUAUUGACACAGUGUUGUUCUUAAGGCAAAAGUAUUUAGACUCGUUGGGAAAACCCGAAAGUGAUAACAAAUUUUCGUCAAUGAAUGAAACUAUACAAAUAGAUGCGGAGAAAGUGCAACAAAAAAUUUCAGCCGAACUGCAAAAGUAAAUAUCACAUUGGGUUUUUGUUGUUAAAAUAAUAAAACGAUUAGUUCAUU
Messenger RNA from Tribolium castaneum (red flour beetle), 2433 nucleotides. It is a transcript of the gene Oseg5, whose product is annotated as Outer segment 5. Bases 108 to 2384 code for a protein of 758 amino acids. Gene Ontology annotation, cellular component: intraciliary transport particle B; centrosome; cilium. The transcript is spliced from 10 exons. Gene Ontology annotation, molecular function: protein binding. Gene Ontology annotation, biological process: cilium assembly. The record is from RefSeq and is a predicted model, not a curated record. Lineage: Eukaryota; Metazoa; Arthropoda; Insecta; Coleoptera; Tenebrionidae.